CAUUUUUAGAGGCUGGCCGGGCGGUCAUACCGAACGCGUAAAUAAAUGAAUUUUUUUGUGUAAAAUAAAAUAUUGACAAAACUUCUAAAUUAAAUUAAAUAAAUACUAAACACAUCUUCCACUGAGCGGAAUCUCGUUUGGAAGAAGAGGUGGAUUUAUAGAUUCGCAGGAGCAGUCAGCGGAGCCAACAGCUGUCGGAGUCUGCUGCGCCGCCGCCUGGCGAAAGGUGAACCGAGUUCAUUGGGUUUUUCGGCUAUUACGUGUACGACCCCGUAGCCCGCUCCCCGCCAGCCUUUCCUCUGCCACUCGGGAGUGCUUGUGUGUGUAUGUGAGAUCUUGAGAAGCUGCGCCGCUGCCAACAAUAUAAAAACUAGAAAACAGAAAGAAACCGGAGGGAACAGUGGACGGAAUACGCCGCUCGGCAUAAUCAAUUAAAAACAGAAAACAACAAAUGUCUAGAAAUCUGCCGCUCAUCUCUCUGGCACUGUGUGCCGUCGCCUUCCUGGCCGCCGUGGGACCCAUGCCCGCCUUUGGAGCCGUGGCCACUCACAAGCAUGAGAAGCAUCUGAGCAAGGAGCGGGUAAAGGACGGCAUCUAUGCCCCCCGGGAUGCCCAUCAUCAUGGCGACGAUGGCGAGCACAAUGUGGAGUUUGACCACGAGGCCAUUAUUGGCAAUACCAAGGAGGCACAGGAAUUCGACACUCUCUCGCCCGAGGAAUCGAAGAGGCGUCUGCUGAUUUUGAUCAAGAUGAUGGAUCUGAACAAGGACGAGUUUAUUGACCGGCAUGAGCUGAAAGCUUGGAUAUUAAGGUCCUUUAAAAAACUCUCCGAAGAGGAAGCCGCCGAUAGGUUUGAGGAAAUAGAUCAGGAUCAGGAUGAGAAGAUAACGUGGAAGGAGUACCUGCAGGACACCUAUGCCAUGGAGGAUGAGGAUUUCAAGAAAGAGACUAUCGACUUUGACAGCUACGAGGACGAGCAGAAGAUGAUCCAGCAGGACAAGGAGAUGUUCAAUGCCGCCGAUGCGAAUAAGGAUGGCAGUUUGACGCUCGAUGAAUACGUCUUCUUCCAAAAUCCCGAAGAGCAUCCGGUUAUGCUGCCCAUUCUGCUGGAGCACACGAUGCAGGACAAGGAUUUAGAUCACGAUGGCAAGAUAAGCUUCCAGGAGUUUGCCGGCGAAUCUGCUUCGCAGCACGGCAAGGAAUGGCUUAUCACGGAGAAGGAGCGCUUCGACAAGGAUCACGAUACCAACGGCGAUGGCGUCCUCACUGGCGACGAGGUCUUGUCGUGGAUUGUGCCCAGUAAUACGGCCAUUGCCACCGAUGAGGUGGAUCAUCUGUUUGUCUCCACAGACGAGGAUCACGAUGAUCGGCUUUCCUACCUCGAAAUACUUAACAACUACGAUACCUUUGUGGGCAGCGAGGCCACCGACUACGGGGACCACUUGCAAAACAUUAACCAUCUGUCCGAUGAGCUGUAAAGCGAUUGCCAUCCUGCUGCUAUAGUGAACCUGUGCUUAGUAUUUCAUUUAUUUUACAAAAGUAGUAAGUAAAUUUAUGUUUUAUUUAUGUUUAAUUCAAAGUGACAAGUUUGCAAAAAUCCAUAUCGCUAAAUUGUUUUGAGCGUUAUUCGCGCAUUCAUCUCCAUGUUCUGUCAUAUACCAAUUACAUUAUGUGUAGUAAUUUAUAUAUAGACACCAAAAAUAAUCUACAAAAUCAUAAUAAUGUAAUAAAUCAUUUUUACUAAA
Molecule: messenger RNA, 1744 nt
Organism: Drosophila kikkawai
Lineage: Eukaryota; Metazoa; Arthropoda; Insecta; Diptera; Drosophilidae
Product: reticulocalbin-2
Cellular component (GO): endoplasmic reticulum
Molecular function (GO): calcium ion binding
Source: RefSeq, a predicted model, not a curated record